Sinocyclocheilus rhinocerous is the source of this 1323-nucleotide messenger RNA. Its product is annotated as MHC class II regulatory factor RFX1-like. Gene Ontology annotation, biological process: regulation of transcription by RNA polymerase II. The transcript has 9 exons. Bases 1 to 1287 code for a protein of 428 amino acids. The record is from RefSeq and is a predicted model, not a curated record. Gene Ontology annotation, molecular function: DNA-binding transcription factor activity, RNA polymerase II-specific; RNA polymerase II cis-regulatory region sequence-specific DNA binding. Lineage: Eukaryota; Metazoa; Chordata; Actinopteri; Cypriniformes; Cyprinidae. Gene Ontology annotation, cellular component: nucleus.
AUGAGAAUUAUACAGGUUCCUGUACAGCAUGUUUACCCGAGCCAGUUUGUGGAGGGAGACGCCAACUACAACAAUACUGCAAUUCGUUCCAGUAGUUACCAGUUCACAGACCCUUCCCUCUACUCUCAGGCCACGCCCUCUGUCACUUACUAUGAGACGUCGCCCACCACCGGCUCACAGGUCACGUCCCCCACCAGCGCUCAGCCUGUGUCUGUGACGUCCGGGAUGGGCACAGGGGUGAUCUCCAUGUUCUCAGAGGGCAGUUCGGGGAUCACUGUGGUGGCUGGCGGGUCCUCGUCAGGAGUGGGCGGGGCAGGAGGCGUGGUUACCAGUGGAGGGUUGGGAAGUUACGUGAUUCAGGGCGGGUACAUGCUCGACGGAGUGAACCAGAACUUCUCACACAACACACGCGCAUCACCUGCGACUGUGCAGUGGCUGAUGGAUAACUAUGAAACAGCUGAAGGUGUGAGUCUUCCUCGCUGUACUCUCUACUGUCAUUACCUCCUGCACUGCCAGCAGACCAAGCUGGAACCUGUGAACGCCGCCUCCUUUGGCAAACUCAUCCGCUCCGUGUUCUUGGGCCUCAGGACAAGACGUCUCGGCACCAGAGGGAACUCUAAGUACCAUUACUAUGGCCUUCGAAUCAAGAGCAACUCCCCCCUGCACAGACUGGUGGAGGACCAGCAACACCUGGCCAUGAGACAACAGCCGUACUCACAGAAACAGAGGAUAAAACCUGUGCCGAAGGUGGAGGGACUGACCAAUGGAAUGGGCCUGGGGGUGGGGCAUCAACAAGGGGCGGGGCUGUCUGACAUCAGCGCCCAGGUUCACCAGUAUCAGCAGUUUUUGGAUGCGUCUCGCAGUCUGGCAGAGUUCCCUGACCUCAAAGAGGAGGAUAAACCUCUGCCGGAUGGACUCCUUCCUCAACACGUACUCUCAUAUCAGCUGGUCUACAGAGAGCACUGUGAGGCAAUUCUGGACGUGAUGGUAAACCUGCAGUUCCCUCUUGUGGAGACGCUUUGGAAGAGUUUCUGGAGGUUCAGUGAAGGUCAAAGCGGUGACACGGAUACACUCGGCCUUCAUGAUGAUUCAGAGAAGUGUUUGCCCAAGUCAGUUCUGGUUCUGUUGUGUAAAUAUGAGCCCAUCCUGCACUGGACCCGUGAAUGCGACAACUUACUGUAUCAAAACCUAGUGGAGAUCCUCAUCCCUGAUGUCCUGAGACCCAUCCCCAGUGAGUUACACAACUCCACACAAACUCUAUAUAAACUCUAUACGGUAACUAUAUAAACUAUAUAGUUACAGCUCUUCACCAACUUGUUUCAC